AUGGCGCCUUUACGAUGUACUCAUAGCUUCUGCUCGGCGCGGGCGUUUGUCCAGCUCGCCAAGCGGCGUUAUACCGCCGCGGCCGCACCCACGACUGCAACCACCAGCUGCCUCGAGUUCCUCGCGCCGCGGACCAUGGCCUCACCACCUCGGAUGACAACCAGCGCAGCUCGGCCUCUCGCGAGACGAAGUGCCGCCGCCCCGGUGACGAUAUCCAGACGAGAAUUCUCCGCCUCGGCGGCUCGGAGUGCGACGACGUGCGUGCAGAACCCGGUCAAGGACGAGGAUGGCCACGACAUGAGCCUGGAGAUUACAGCCCGCGCGGCCAAGGUACGUCGCCGAGAUGGCAAACCCACAGCUGCGCAGAAUGUCCCCUGCGCGCAGCAGCUGAUGCUACACAACGGUGUGCUAACUGAACCGCAGCGCCUUUCGGAAAUCAUGGUCAAGGACGGAAACCCCAACCUCGCGCUGCGCAUCCAAGUCGAGAGCGGCGGCUGCCACGGCUUCCAAUAUUUGAUGAGCCUCAUCACGAUACCCCAAAAGGACGCCGCCGACUUUGCCACCACCGUCGGCGAAGAGGACUCCAUCUUUCAAUACGUCGGCGAGGACCCGGCCGUCGGGGCCAAGUACGACGGCGCCCGCAUCAUACUCGACGAGCCCUCGCUGGACCUCCUCAAGGGCAGCAAGGUGGACUUUACGAUGGAACUGAUCGGCUCGCAGUUUAAGAUUGUGGACAAUCCGCUGGCGACGAGUAGCUGCGGCUGCGGAACGAGCUUUGACAUAAAAAUGUAG
Molecule: messenger RNA, 792 nt
Organism: Cordyceps militaris CM01
Lineage: Eukaryota; Fungi; Ascomycota; Sordariomycetes; Hypocreales; Cordycipitaceae
Product: iron-sulfur cluster assembly accessory protein, putative
Exons: 1
Coding region: 1-792 (263 amino acids)
Biological process (GO): iron-sulfur cluster assembly
Cellular component (GO): mitochondrion
Molecular function (GO): 4 iron, 4 sulfur cluster binding; 2 iron, 2 sulfur cluster binding; iron ion binding
Source: RefSeq, a predicted model, not a curated record